AUGGCUUCUGCUAGCUCCCUUGCCCAUCUAAAGAGUCGACGGCGCGAAGACUACCGCUACUUGCUUGACUACCGAACUAGAUGGAAUGAUAACGACAUGUAUCAUCACAUGAAUAACGCAGUCUACAACUUCCUGUUUGAUUCCAUUGUCAACGCCUAUCUCAUAGAUGAGUGCGGUCUCCACCCGCCCACUUCAGCGGAGCAUCCUCUGGUUGCUCAUCUACAUACCGAUUUCUUCUCAUCGAUCUCCUAUCCAGCUGUCGCAGAGCUGGGCCUCCGGGUUAACAAGCUUGGCAGGUCAAGCGUAUCCUAUGAGAUUGGCCUAUUUGAGAAGGGCAUAGACUCUGUCAGGGCGGUUGGUGAGUUUGUCCACGUCUGGGUCCAGCGUGUCACGGGGAGGCCGGCCCCCACGGGCAUGAGCGAUGGGCUACGGGAGGGCCUAGAGAAGAUCUAUGUUGCGACAGACUCUAUGACCGGAUCCACCGCCGGAAGCAGAAGCAGCAUAGGCCACAUCAGCGGUGACGGAGGUAGGAAAGGUCGAGAUGAUAGAAAUAGCAAACUAUGA
Messenger RNA from Geosmithia morbida, 564 nucleotides. RefSeq names its product acyl-CoA thioester hydrolase. Gene Ontology annotation, cellular component: mitochondrion. The record is from RefSeq and is a predicted model, not a curated record. The transcript is spliced from 3 exons. The coding region runs from base 1 to 564 and encodes 187 amino acids. Lineage: Eukaryota; Fungi; Ascomycota; Sordariomycetes; Hypocreales; Bionectriaceae. Gene Ontology annotation, molecular function: fatty acyl-CoA hydrolase activity.